AUGUACCAGUGUGACAAAGUCCAGAACGGAGCCUUCAAUAGCUUUGCAGACAAUAUAUGGAGCUUGAUCAGCAAGACUCAUGAUCUUCAGUAUUACGGCAUCACAUCGUAUUUGGAGAGCAUGGGUACCACACAUGUGUCUGUGCUGACCGAAGAUGGAUCCGCUGUGUCUGUCACGAGCAGCAUCAACCACAUAUUUGGGUCCAAUGUCCUCUCUUCAAGCACUGGAAUCAUCCUCAACAACCACCUAAAUGACUUCUGUGGUCGAGCUGAUAACAUCUUUCAUGGGGAGCGGCCUCCCUCCAAUAUGGCCCCUUCUGUGCUGAAGUCUCCGUCGAAGACGCUGGUGAUUGGAGGGUCUGGUUCUGAAAUGAUUCCACCGGCUGUGGCCUCGGCGCUCAUGAACCGCCUUUGGUUUGGAAAGAGUCUUAAGGAGGCAAUUGAUACUCUGGUUGUUCUUGUAGACUCUAAAAGUGAAGUAAAACUUGAAUCCAAGCUUGAAAAGGAUGUAGUUGAUGGUCUUGAAGCUCUGGGACACAAAGUAGCAAAAUUCUACAACACAGUUAACGCUGUGGAAAAGGCGGGCAGCUGUAUCUCUGCAUGGUCUGAUGAAAGGAAAAAAGGCAAAGCUGCAGGUUACUGAGACCAAGAAUCAGUGAUGUCAGUUAUAGAGUAUGGUCUUAAGGUUAUGAUAGCAGAGCUGUUUGUUUUAAUUUUUUCGAAAUCUCUCAGUCAGAACAUGGUGUAUUAUGUUUAAGUGGAAGCUAGCGAGCUAACUUCCUGCUAACUUCUAACUCUGUUAAAUUCCAUAAAUUCUGUUUUCAUGGAUGCCUGGAUGUUAAACUUAAAUGUUACACCUGGUAGAGCAGAACGCUGAUCAUUUUAUUAAAGAUGAAAGAAUUUAGACAGUUUGUAACUCUGUGAUGCCACAGUGUUCCUUUGACUGUGGGACCCAGAAACUGUUAAUGACGUCAAACUUAAAGACCUGAUAACUAUUUCAAACUAUUUACAGAACACCAAUAGGAAAGGAUGGUUUUGUUUUUUUUUUUAAGUUUUGCUGACAAGCAGAGGUGAAGUUUUUACUGUUUCUUCCCUCAGUAAACAUAAACAACAAUAGUAUUCAGGAAAAAACAUUAAAUAUAUAUAUAUUUUUAUCAUGACUCUAGUUUUACGUGGCCUAUCAACACACUUUUAACACAAAAGUGAAAACUCAAGGUUGUAUUGGGUUGUUGCUAUGUCAUCUUAAAUUGGUCAUGUGAUUGGUUUAUCAUGGCUAUUUUUCCUCAGCAAAUCAGCAGCACUUGUGCAAUUGUUUUGCCCUGAGGACCGCUUUGACUGUCUGAGUGUUGAAAAAUAGUAACGCGUCCGCACCGCAUUUUCUUGUUAGUAAGGGUAACUGCGUUGUAAAGACUGAAUAGUAAUUAGAUUACUAGUUACUGAUAAAAGUACCUUUAACGCUGUUAUUCACGUCACUGCUCAUGUGUCUAAAAAAAGUUUGUAAUAUUGAAAACAUAAUGUGAUGAUCAGAUUAUUUAAAUCCCAAAUUUAAUGCAAAAUAGUGCAAAGACAGCAUUGUAAACGAGAAUGUUUUUGAAAAAUGUUAUGGAUUUAUAUAUCUGCCUCAAUUUUAUAUGAUCAAUAUGACCUUUUAAAUAUUUGUUCAUCAUAAAUCAUAGAAUAUAAAAAAACAAGGACACAGCUUUCAGGUUGAAAUGUGAAGCCUAUGACGAUGUUUCUUCAACCUGCAUCCGGCCAGCAGGAAGAGACUGACUGCAGAAAUCUUUGGUUAUAUAAAAGAUUGUUGGAAAAUGAGCUACAGACUUCAUGUUCCAUUCCACCAGUGAACAAUUCAUAUUUUCAAGUCUCAUCAAAUUUAUGUUUACUUUGUAAAUUUUAGCCCGCUGGAUUGUCCAGAAGUGAGAGAAAGUAAGGUCCACUUUAUGGCAGCCCUAAGUUAUCUAUCAAUUGAUUUGUAGUUUAGUUACUGUUACAGGCAUGUCAGUAUCAACAAAGCUAGAUCUCACACACUGUUAGAGCCAAAUAGAAAGGUCAGUUUUUUUAUCUGAAUAUUCUAAGCCACAUUUAAAUGCUUUUCAAUAUUAGUUUUUUUUUUUUCCUUCAGUUUGCAUAUUAAGAUUUUUUUGCUCAGUUCAUCCGGUUAUUGUUUUGCUGUUAUAAAGUGUGGGUAAUUCUGCUGAUGUGCUCAGGGUAAAAGUUAGUCAGAAAAGGAGUUUGAAAAGCAACAGUUUUCUUUUUAUAGCUGUUUAAUGUGUUUUAUUGACAGGAAUAGAUAACUCGGACGUGAACUGAAAAUGUUUUAUUUUCAAACUGACAGUUUUGUGUACAAUAAAUUCCUUUCUUCAGUGUU
Haplochromis burtoni (Burton's mouthbrooder) is the source of this 2367-nucleotide messenger RNA. Its product is annotated as glutathione hydrolase 5 proenzyme-like. The record is from RefSeq and is a predicted model, not a curated record. NCBI's taxonomy places the organism in Eukaryota, Metazoa, Chordata, Actinopteri, Cichliformes, Cichlidae. The transcript is spliced from 6 exons. The coding region runs from base 1 to 642 and encodes 213 amino acids.